UAUGUAGAGGAGUUGGAGUGCGUACCAAAAGUCUCUGACGUUGACUUUAAAGACAGAACCGUACGAACUUCCACCGCGGCAACAUCAACUGUUUAAGCGGAUCUACUGCUCAUUUGGAUUAACUGCAGGAAUAUAUUUUUUUUGAGUUUAAGUACUAACUCAACGAAGCGAAUAUGGUUUACGAAAGCGAUUUCUAUACGACCCGACGACCCUACACGCGGCCCAUUUCUUCUCACUACACCAUCACGAAUCCUGGGGGCAUCAUUCGACCAAUUACACCAAUCCAGCAAACGCAGGCACUCAACCAUCUGCCCCACACAAUCCCCUACAUUGGUCACAAGAGGCUGGUCCAUGUGAUCCAUACACCUUAUCCAGUUAUUCACUACACUCGUCAAGUGCCAGUGCCGAUUAGAAUUUACUCACGAGUCAGACCCAGUGUCAUUGCUGCUGAACUACAGAGGAUACGGGAUUUGCCGAGACCCUCCAGUGUUUCUUACGUGUCGAGGUACCUCAACUCCAGGGACAACAUCCUGUUCGACGACGAAGCGAGAGAAAUUCGUGCCAGAGCGGAUUCCCUUCUCCGGAAAAUCCAUGUUUUUGUACCGAGACCAUUAUCUAGUGAUUUUGCCGAAGUCAUCGUCCCAGAGCGUAUGCGCAGCGACGACUACAUAAGACGUCUCCUCCAAGGACGCAACAGUGCCAAAAAAGAAGAUGAAUCACCGAAUUGGUAUGACUCAUCAGCUCAUCGGGAAUUCGGUGCCGGUCAUCUUGCCGGUGUCAGUUAUACUGGAGGAAAACCACACUCGAGAAGAAGACCCUACUAUAAAGUAGCAGAUUUGCGCGCAGCGGAUGUGCAGAGUGACGUUAAUCUGCUGAGUUAUUACGCUAAGAAUCGACAGGCGGCUGCCAGUGCCUAUCCCGACCCUCCGCUCACCGAAAGGGAGCUCAGAAAGGCUCGAGCAUUGGCAGAAGACUUCAUUGCUUCAGCAGCACCAAGAAGAGCAUCACCAGAUCCAGAGCCCGUGUACAAACCAGAUUUGGCGACAGUGUACGAACCACAAGAAAUCCAAGCUCCAGAACCAAAACCAGUUCUGGAGGAGCCAUCUGAACCAGUCGUUGAGAAAGAACCUGAAGAAAUCAAAGAAGAUAAACCUGAAGUUCUGAAAGAGAAGAAAGUGCGGACUACUAGACGAAAGCCUGCUAAGACGGAAAAAAAUAUCGAGCCAGAGCCAAAGCCAGAGCCAGAACCAGAGCCACAGCCACAACCUGUGGAGGAAAUACCAAUAAUUCCAGAACCAGCACCAAUUCAAGAGGAGAUUACUGUUGCAGAAGCAGAACCAGAAUCAGUGCUAGAAGAGCCUGUAGUAAUAGAAUCAGAACCGGAACCAGUUCCAGAGGCAUCACAACCAGAACCAGUUCCAGAAGCAUCAGAACCAGAAGCAGAACCAGAGGCAUCAGAACCAGAGCAACCAGUUGUAGCAGAGCCUGAACCAGAGCAACCAGUUGUCGCAGAGUCUGAACCAGAGCAACAAUCUUUAGUGGAAACAGAACCCGAACCGCAAGUUCCACAAGAACCAGAACCAGAACCAGAACCAGAACCAGAACCCCAAGCAGAAGCAGAAGAGAUCCUUUCAGAGCCCCAAGUCCAAACGCCAGAAGUAUUUCCUGAAGAGCCAGUAGAACCAGAAGUUGUAGAGCAGCAACUAGAAGAACCUGUGAUCAUAGAAUCUGAAUCUCCUGACAUCCAGGAAAAAUUAGAAAUCUCAGAAUCACAGCCAGAAGUACCUGAAUCCGCUCAAAUGCCAGAGACACAAGAAGACGUUACUGUAGAAUUAGAAGGGGAGACAGCAGUCGAAAGUGAACAGCUACCAGAUUUGGAGGGUGAAGGAGCACCAACUGAAGAUGUUGAAGCUGUUGAAGUUGAUGACUUCUGGGGAAGUGGUGAAGAUCAACAGGAGACUGACGAUGAGGUGCUUCAACGCAAACUCGAUGAAGAAGAAUUGAGAAGGCAAGUGGAGGAGCUUAAAAGGCAAGCUGAGGAAGAAAAAAGGAGGCAAGCCGAACAGGCCAGAUUGGCUGAGGAAAGAUGGAAAGCGGAAAUUGAAGAGCGCGAGAGGUUGGAGCGAGAGGCGCGUGCCGCGCGUCUCCGGGAAAUUGAGGAACAGGAAAAGGCAGAGGCGGAGAGAAUAGCCAAAGAAGAGAGACUCGAGGCUGAGAGAACUCGUGACGCGAGGAUUGCUGAAGAGCAGAGACGUGCCGCUGAACUCGAAGCUAUCAUCGCGAAAGAAGAGGAGGAGCGGUAUGCGAUUGAAAGGGCAUCUGAAGAGGCUCGUAAAAGACAAGAUAUCGAGGAGAAACUCGCAGAGAUCGCACUCUCUGCACCUGAUGAUUCCGGCCUACCUCGUUCCAUCUCCGAGGAAUGCCGUUGCCAUGACAAUACCAAGUCACAGGAUCAUGAGGAGAGACCUGACAGCCCGGACGCUGAUGAUGACACGCAUGUCGAAGAAGAAGCUAACUGUAUAUCAACAGAUCACGAUGACUUGAGCGAUUGUCAUCCGUAUGAUGGAGAACACGAGGGUUUCAAUAGUGUUCCAGUGUUGGAGGUGCCCAUUGAUAACAGCCCCAAAAUUGAAGAAGUCACUGAUGAUGAGGAUGCGUAAAAACUCAUAGCAAGAGUAUUUUGUUAAUUGUUAAAUCUCUCUCUCUCUCUCGGCCUUUUAUUCUCAAUUUGAUUUCGGUAGUUGAGGAGAAAAUGAAGAAAGUUAUGUAUAUACCGUAUGAAUAAUAAUAGUGCCCAUGGUACACCCGGAGAAAUUGUUUAUUUAAAUCGAAUAAGAGCACAUUGGUUGAUAAUCGAAUAACACCUACUAAAUGUUAUAAUCAAAUUUGAACUUUAUUUUUAUUUAUUGAAUCAGGUCAAAUUAUGGUUUUUAAAUUCUGGACAUGAUUUGCUGAAUUCAAAAAAAUAUUGAAUAAGUUAAUAAAAUGAAAUGUCACACUUUGUGAGUCAAUCGAUCUGAUGAUUUCAACAGAGAAUUUUUUUUUUAAAUGAUUCAUUUAGUUCGUAAGGGUGUCCACAAACUAGUGAAUAUACUGCAUGCAAAUAAUUUUUGGAGCAACGGAUUUUCAUUUUUUUAAUCGCACAGUUGAAUGACAGAAUAAUUAUUCGAUUGUGAGUGGAUCAAGUGUUUUUCUAGUUUUUUUAUUCCUUGAACAACGACAAAGUCGAGGCUAUCGAUUUUCGUCAGUUUGUCAUCAAAUUAUGAAUCAUUUGUAGCACAUUAUAUCUAAUAAUAUGAGAGGGAUAUUAUUAUUUGGAUGUUUAACUGGUUGAUGACAACAUUUAUAUUGUCUUGUUGCUUUGUAUUGUAUUAUGUUCCAACAUAAUAUUGCAAUUUAUUUAUAAAUAACUAUUAAUAUAGAAAUCUGUUUAUUAAUUGAAAGUUAAUAAAUGCAUAAAGGUGA
Molecule: messenger RNA, 3465 nt
Organism: Diachasmimorpha longicaudata
Lineage: Eukaryota; Metazoa; Arthropoda; Insecta; Hymenoptera; Braconidae
Exons: 12
Coding region: 174-2660 (828 amino acids)
Source: RefSeq, a predicted model, not a curated record